Molecule: messenger RNA, 3147 nt
Organism: Xiphias gladius (swordfish)
Lineage: Eukaryota; Metazoa; Chordata; Actinopteri; Istiophoriformes; Xiphiidae
Gene: tmem8b
Product: transmembrane protein 8B
Exons: 13
Coding region: 31-2442 (803 amino acids)
Cellular component (GO): plasma membrane
Source: RefSeq, a predicted model, not a curated record
AGCCCCUCACCAAAUAUUUAGCUUUUGACGAUGUGGCAACUGGAGCGUCUGGGCUCGGGAUGCAGCCCGCCGAGGCUCCUCUUGCUAGUUUACACCUAUCUCUGCGCUCUUGGAGAUUGCCUUUUUGUGACUGAAUACUUCACCCGAACGCCUCGUAAACUGAAUGCUUUCAACUCCUUCGCCAGUGUGGAACUGUUCCACUUCAAUGUGCCUGACGACACCAUGAUGGCCGUAUGGAACCUCAUCACCUUCAAGGAGCAAGGGGGCACAUUUGGAGACAGCUGCCCAAACCGCAAUGUGACUGUGUACUUCAGGUCUGGCGCCCCGCCAGUAAUCAACCCCCUGUACACCCGCUUCCCUCGGGACACAGUAGUCCCAGGAUCCUUUGCUGUGACUCUGGCCUGGACUCUUCCAAACCGUACAACAGGAGCAUUCAACGUGACCAGCCCGCUCCCUGGAGACUGGUUCCUAGCAGCACAUUUACCGAAGGAUGAAGGCAAGAUCUCAGUGAAGGGUCUGUCUGAAGAAUGCCAGUAUCUCUUCCAACCUCAGCUCAUUGUCCAGAGGUUAAUUGGGAUUUCAGUGCUCUAUCCCGGAUACUUCAUUGACCAGAUGAUCCCCAUCCAUAACAGAUCUGCACUUUAUAAAGUGUUUAUCCCCAAUUAUAUAUCAAAGGUGAAGGUUCAGCUGGUAAACUGCAGCACCAAGAACAAGAGUAGCGACAGUUGUCCUGUGGUGCUGAAGAUAAGAGCGCGGGCGCCACCAGUGCAUAACUCAAGUGCCCUCGACUGCAGGGAGUGGAACCCUUGUGAAUUAGACACCCUCGUUCCUGCCUGGGAACAGUGGUACUACAUUCUGGUGGAGAGAUAUCUAAGUAACUCUGAUGUCUACUUCCGCAUUGGGGUGCAGGUCACAGAUUGCUCGAAGGCUAAUUUGUCAAAGGACCAAGCACAGCCCAGCUCUUCCAUGAACAUGCCUCAGUCAUUUGGAACAGCGAUGGGCUUCUCCCUGCCUGAGACGCUCUCAGUGGCAACCCUGCCCAGCCUGCUGUUGAACGCCAGUCACCUGCACACCUCAGAGGAAAGCAUCAUUUACCUCGCCCCCACUGCCGACACCAACAAGUGCUGGCCCAUCCGUCCCACUCUGCGCAACGAGCUGGACACCUUCUCUGUGCACUUCUAUGUCUUCUUUGGCCCAAAUAUAUCAAUUCCACCAGACAGGGCUGCCGUGUUCGCCAUAAACCUGAUGCCGGUUUUAGACAGUGGAGGAGUCCUCAACAUGGAGCUCAAGCUCAACAUGUCUACGCUGAAAGGAGCUAAUGUCACAGUGUUUGGCUGCCUGAAUCACGGGAUGCCUCUUUUCUUACGGGAAGACUCAUCACUGAAAUGUGAAUCAGAAUCGGUGGCCGGGUUUUUCCUUUCUGUGAACGCCUCUGCUAAUAUCACCAAAUUGAGGAUCCCCUAUCCACAAACAGGCACCUGGUACCUCAGUCUGCGCUCUCUGUGUGGCACUGAACAUGGAUUUGAGGCGUGCACCAAUGUCACAGCCGAGGUGUAUAUGCGCUCAUACCUGACUCCGUGCAUCAAUGACUGUGGGACGUAUGGACAGUGCAAGCUUCUGCGAACCAACAACUACCUUUAUGCUGCAUGUGAAUGCAAAGCAGGCUGGGACGGCUGGGGAUGCACAGACAACUCAGAGGCUUACUCCUACAGUUUCCAGCUCCUCUCCACCCUGCUGCUCUGUCUCAGUAAUCUGAUGUUCGUCCCACCUGUGGCCAUCGCCAUCCGAAGCCACUAUCUGCUGGAGGCUUCGGUCUACAUCUUCACCAUGUUCUUCUCCACUUUCUACCAUGCAUGCGACCAGCCGGGUAUUGUGGUGUUUUGCAUCAUGGAGUAUGACGUCCUGCAGUUCUGCGACUUCCUCGGGUCGCUCAUGUCAGUGUGGGUCACUGUCAUCGCUAUGGCAAGGCUAAAGUCCAUCAUAAAACAGGUGCUGUAUCUGCUGGGGGCGAUGUCCCUGUCCAUGGCUUUGCAGCUGGACCGUCAUGGUCUGUGGAACCUACUGGGACCCAGCCUGUUUGCCCUGGGCAUCAUGGCUGUGGCGUGGACGGUGCGCACCAUCCGUCGGCGGCGUUGCUACCCACCCACCUGGAAGCGCUGGGUGUUUUUCCUCUUCCCUGGCACCAUGAUCGCCACGUCUGCCGUGGCCCUCUACGCCUUCGUUGAAACGGAGGAGAACUACUUCUACAUCCACAGCAUCUGGCACAUGCUGAUCGCGGGGAGCGUGGGCUUCCUCCUGCCACCUCGCGCCAAGCCUGAUGCGAAGGUGACCCCACUGAAGCGUAGGCGAGGCUGUGGCUAUCAGCUGUGCGUGAAUGAGCAUGAGGAGCUGGGCCUGGUGGACCCCGCCAUCAUCUCCAUCAACAGCAUCUGUACCAGCUGAUAAACUCCCAGCCUUUUACCUUAGAGACACUUCAUUGCCUUCUUUUACUUGGGAAAUUCACACACGGGAAAUUAAGCCACAGAACUUGAAAAAGCAAUGUAAAUACUUUAAUGCAGAUGUGAAACAUUGGAGUUCUUUUUUCUGUUGUUAUUGUCAUGGUAAUUACUAUCAAUACAACUGUAAUUAUUAUUAUCUAUAGUUAAAGUUGUUCUGAUGAAUUGUGGUUGUACAGUGACCCACUGUUGUUUGUGAAUAUGUAUUUGAAGUCAGAGCUGAAACUGCUGCUAUAUGACGGUGACUGUAAAACUGCUUCUGUUGGUUAUUUAUUGGUGGUCUUGUAAACAGGCCAGUUAUUUUACUGUUGGGGCACAGGUCAGGGGGAGACAUGGGGGGUGGGGACAUUUAUCAAGGGCACGGCUUUUCUGAAAUUCUUUUAGAAUAUAUCUUUUGCACUGAGACACAAAAAUGUUAUUCUGUAAAUUUUUAUAACAAUAUGAACUACAGUGGGCAUCACAAAUGUAAAACCUAGUUGUCAUGUGGAAUGUUAGACUGUCUUUGGCAAUUGCAAUGUAUCGCUUUUACACGAAUGUGCUGAUUUUUCUUGAUGGGAACUAGUCCAAAGUCCAGCUGCCUGUUGAAAGAGAAGAGGGGAGGCAGGAUUACUUCAGAGACCUCAAACCAAGACCUCACCUCCCUGUUCUUUUC